AUGAAAUUAAACAAAUUGAUAUUAUUAUUCUCAACAAUACUUAUUAUUUUACUAGCAUUAUGGAUAACACCAGUAUUAACAGAUCAAUUUUCAUCACCACAAGAAGCAGCUGAUUGGACAAAAGACAAGGUCAAUGCCUUUUUACACAAGUACAACAUUGGGUAUGACAAGCAGGAUGAUGAAUCCAAAUUGACGAAAAAAGUGCAAGAAUAUGAAAAGUUGGCAAGAAACAAUGCUCAUUACUUUGGUACCAAGGUGGAUCACUUUAUCAAUGGUAUAAAGAUUAAUUUGGAACAACAACAUGAAAUGACUCAACAUGAUAUUGAUGGUGUAUUGGCUGAUGUCCAACAUCGCUUACGUCAAUUGGAAUUACAAGGUCAACUGUCUCGUGACAAGGUGGAUCAAGCGAUAGAUAAAGUACAUCAUCGUUUAGCAAAUAAAAAAUCUAUCUCUGAAAGCUUUUGGAAAACAAUGAAGAAUGAUGUAUCUACUCAAUUUGCUGAAUCUUAUUAUCGUCCUACUACUUGGUAUCAACGUAUCUUUUCAUCAUCACCAUCAUCCUCUAUGAAAUCUGCUGCCGAUGAUGCCAAAGCCUCUAUUGAUCAGUGGUUAGAUCAUGUGCAAGAUAGUUUACGUGAUCUCAAAGUAUUGUCAGAGAAUCAAGUAGAAGCGGUCAUGGAUCAAAUUCGGCAAGCCAUCACGGAUGCUAACAUCAACAAAAUUGCAAGUAAACAUUGGUAUGAACGUCUUUAUCAUCGUUUGGAAAAGAAGGCCAAGUUAACUGAACUACAAGCUGAACAGAUCAAGGAUACAUUGGAACGAGAAAUCAAUGCUUAUAAGGUGUUUGCUUCUGACUAUGUCGGUUCCAAAGUUGGACAAUCAAAAGCAUGGGCUGAUGAUAUCUAUCAACAAUGUUGUGACAUGGCUUCAUCUACUAAAUCAUCCAUGGAAGACUGGUUCUAUUACAUCUUGGCUCGAUUCCAUGAUUCUGUCAAGACAUUACAACAUCAUCAACAACAAAUCAAGGAUAAAACAGCAGGUGAUUGGAAGGAUGCUAAAGAAUCAGCUAUUAAAAAGGAACACGACUUGAAAAGAGACUUUGACAGAUAUUGGCAAAGUAAACAUUUGGAAGCUUAUCGUCGUUUGGGUUACUCUGAAGCACAAAUUGAUCAUAUGAAAAAAUCAAUCAUCUCCAUGCUUUCCAAUCAACAAUCAGCAGCUCACAGGAAUAUAGAUCAAGCUUUGGACUCAUUGAAGCAAUAUAUGCAAAACGCCAGGGUGCAAACUUCAUCCCAGAUUCAAGCGGAAAUUGACAAAUUGAAACAACAAUUGGAUCGUUGGAAAUCAAGAUUUACUUAA
Messenger RNA from Halteromyces radiatus, 1359 nucleotides. RefSeq lists its product as uncharacterized. The record is from RefSeq and is a predicted model, not a curated record. The transcript has a single exon. Bases 1 to 1359 code for a protein of 452 amino acids. NCBI's taxonomy places the organism in Eukaryota, Fungi, Mucoromycota, Mucoromycetes, Mucorales, Cunninghamellaceae.